UCCACUCUGCUCUGUGGCUGGACCGCGGGACCGUCACGCAUACGGCGCGUGUUCAAUAUUAUUUUCGGAAUUCUUAAUUUAUUUUACCCGUUUCAUUUGUGUUUAUAUAUUGAUGUUAUCACACGUGGCGUUCUCCUCAAAUUGGCGCUAGAAUUACCUGUACAUUUAAUUACUUAAUUUACGGCUUGAAGAGUAGAUAUGAAUAUUUGAGCAGCUCGCAUUGCAUCCUAACAGUUACAGUAAUAAGGAGUUUCCGUGCCGUUAUACCUUACUGAACGCAGACAUGGUUGUAUUGAAGAAGCUAGUGCUCCUGGCCAACAAUGGCCUGCGGAGUAAAGGAAAUCCGUUCCGGCCGCUGCUCUCCUGCGCCCCCGUGGCCGUGGUGGGCUGGGACCGCGGCGCGCACUCCCAGGACAUCACCAAGAACAUCCAGUACAUCUCCAACGAGAAGAUUAAGCUCACAGCCGACCCUAACACUAUGAAACUCGACAAGCAGAUCAACCGUCCCCUCUGCGUGAUGAUUAACUGGCUCCUCGCACGCCAAAAGCACGUCAUGAAAUACGCGACUCUAUACCUGGAGCAAGGGUUUGACGUGCUCAGCGUGUCGUGCACGCCGUGGCAGCUCAUAUGGCCUGUUAAGGGAUCGCAGUUGGUAGCCGGUGACCUGCUGAAAUUCAUCACCGCGAACGACUCCCACUCGACGCUGAUGGUGCACGGGUUCUCCGUCGCAGGCUACAUAUGGGGCGAGCUGUGCGUCCACUCACUCAGGGACCCUAAAACUUACCAACCCGUCCUGGACCGCGUGUCGUGCCAAGUGUGGGACUCGGCGGCUGAUAUCAGUGAGAUCCCCAUCGGGGUGCCAAAGGCCGUGUUCCCCAAGAACCAAAUCAUGCAGACGACGCUCAGGACUUAUAUGGAAUACCACAUGAAGGCCUUCCAAGAAGCCGCGACCCGCCACUACAUCCGCUCGUCGCAGAUGUUCCACACCAACCCGUGCCGCGCGCCCGCGCUGUUCCUGCUGUCCCGCUCCGACCCCGUGGGCGCCGAGCGGAGCAACCGCGCCGUGCAUGACAGCUGGGUGGAGAUGGGCAUCAAGUGCACCUGGAAGUGCUGGGACAAGUCCCCGCACGUGCAGCACUACACCUACCACCCGAAGGAGUACUUGGCCUCUUUGUACGAGCACCUCGACAAGUACGGGCUCGUCUCGCAGCCCGAGAAGAUGCGCAUGCGGUUAUAACUCGAGGAAAAGUGAACCUUAUGUCCAGGAAAUAACAUCUAAGCUAAAAACGUGAUUCAGGAUGACAUGAAUAGUCGACGUCGAAGAUAGUUAGUCAGGGGACAACCGAAACUUACUAAAUUAAUUUUUAACAAGCAGAAACGUCUGCGAUCGAUGCUAUUAAGCUUAGAAUAAAUUCUAUGCGAAACUUACUAAUAAGGUAUUUUCCACAUGUUGAAUUUUAUAACUAAAACUAGUUAAAUAGAUAGAAAAUGAGCAAUUUAUCACAAUAAAUUGGAAAUUUAAAGAUGUUUAAUAAAUAAAUACAUCAAAAUUUAAAAAAUAUUUUUUUUUAACUACCAAAUAGAAAAAAAAUGGUACUAUUCGAUUCCUUACAUUUUAUUUAAAAAAAAUUGUAGGGCACCAAUAUACAUAAACGCAAUAUUUGACUGACAAUAUCGCAAUUUCCUUGUUUUCCACGGCUUCUAACUCUUCUGGUGACGUCACGAUUUAAUGUUUCUGUAUGAAGCGUUUCGUCAGUAGUGGCGAUGCCAGACUUUGACCAUCAUUUGUGACUUUUGUAUUGCUUUAAUGGGUCCCAUACAGACAUUUGAUCCUCAAAACAAACCCGAUCGACUGAUACUAUUAAUAAAAAAUGCAUUGCAAAAAAAAAAGUUUAACUAAAAUCAACCAACUUGUUUUAUUACUUGAACGAUUCACUAUGUUUUAAAUAUAUUAAUAACGGGUCACUCACGUAUUUUAAGUCGAAAAACGCUCGACAUGUUUCACUCCGUACCGAGGAGUCUCAUCAGGAGCUUGCGUUGACGGUGACGGUCACUAUGGCUCAGAACUUGUAGUAAUUAUGAAUUUUGGUUGUAGCCUGACGAUUAUGCACUACAAAUUUUCAAUAAGACUACAAUUCUUGUAGAAAGUUCACAAAGGACGUUACUAAUAUGAUGUUUUUACGAUAUAUCAUAUUUCCUGGACAUAAUGUGCACUUUAGCUGCAGAUAAUAUUAAUUAUCUACAUUGAAACACCUAUGUAGAACUGCAGUGUAUUGUACAGUCGCCGUCAGUUAUAUCGGAGCGGCCGAGGUGCUCAAAAAUAUCUGAACACACACACUAAUCCCUUGACAAUAGAGGCGUGUUCAGAUAUCUAUGAGCACCUUGGCCGCUCCGAUAUAUCUGAUGUAGACUGCUUAACAGAUAAAGACUGGCCAGCGAGUCGUGUUACAUAAAAGCCUGGAAAAAAGUUAUACUAUGAAAUGUCAGCUUGUUUGAUGGGAAAAAUUGUUACUAUAAUUAGACAAAAGCUAUAUUUGUGCCAUUUUCAAUCAAAAGGGUACUUAUUGUCGGUUGUCAAUAAGGCGCUAUUUCCAUACAGCUUCAAUUUGAAAUCAACCUUAUUGACAAGCGAUAAUGUGGUACCUUUUGGUUGAAAAUGUCACAUUUUACGACUUGCUGGUUAAAUUCUUUUGAUUUAUGAGUCUGGACCCAUCUUGUGAGUGUAAAGUCACAGUCCUAAUGAAAUAAGACAAAAAAAUUGUCAAUUAAAUAAAAAUACUUGGUUAGAGUUAGAGAUGAGUUGAACAUUUUUAUUGGAAUUAUUUUUAAUUUUUUCAUGGCAAUAUAAUAAUGAUCUCUAAAUUAAAUAAAAAAAUGUAUAUUGGAAAUCUGGACUGUGACGAUAAAUGUGACGUUUUCAACCAAAAGGUACCACAUUGUCGCUUGUCGAUAAGGUUGAUUUCGAAUUGAAGCUAUAUGGAAAUAGCGCCUUAUUGACAACCGACAAUAAGUACCCUUUUGUUUGAAAAUGGCACAAAUAGUGUAGUUUAUUAGUAGGAAAGCCUUUUUGUAUUUUGGAGAUUGACAAUUUUAUCUAGAUUUUCUUACUAUAAACGAUUUUAGAAAUAUUUCUGAUGGCUCAAUUCUAAAUUACCUAUUUUGAAAUUUUGUUCCUUACUCAUUUUUUUUUUGUAAGUCGUUAAAUACGAUUUAGGCCUAAUGUUUGCGUCAGUAAAUGUUGUUUCUGACUAGGUACUGUAAAUGCACCUUAAGGUUUCAAACGAUUUAGUGCAAUAAGUAUGUUUGAAUAAGUUUUCAUUAAUGUGUCCUAUUUUUCUAUCCUACGCCAUCGUUUUUCUGAUAAUAUAACCUUUCGGACGCCUUAACUUGUCACUAUCUAUCCCUAAAAUAGGUAGUUAGGCUUAUUAGGCGUACUUCUGCAGCGGUUUUGAUAGCAGUCAUAAUUUCAUAGAAGACUUACGUUUAAAAUAACACUUGCACACUGUGCUAUCAAAAACGCUGCAGAGUUAGCUUAGCUUGACGUGCCUAUAAGGUACCAUUUAGCGAUAAAAUGGUCAGUGAGUACAAUGUAAAAGGUGUUUAAAAGGCUACUGUCAGAAAAUUAUGUUUACAGUACAUAUGGUGCUACUUUCUCGCACUAGUGCGUAAAAGAGCACUUUUCGUGCAUAUGUCGAAAGUUUAAAGGGCCAUAUGUACUGUAAAACGUUGUACGAUACACGUGCGAAUAGGUAAUUCGCAACUCGUGCCGUUUUAAAACACUCCUUGCGAUCGUGUUUUAAUUUAUCGCCACUCGUUUCGAAUUUCCUCUUUUCCGCACUUGUAUCGUAAAUAACUAUUAUACCGUAGGCUCGUUCGAUUUUGCGAAUUUAUUAUUAUGGUUGUAUUAAAAGUGGUCCCCAAACAUGAAAAAAGGAAGAAGAAAAUUUUAUAGAAAGUUGGGACAGCCGGGAAUAAAGUAAAGGUCAGAAAUUGAAUGGAAUAGAUAGUGCCUUAGUGUAAGACUUGAUUAUAUUAAACACUGCACGGUGUGUUACAUGGCACAAUACUCUUUCACUAUAAUAAUAAUUGCAAUUUUUUUAUUUUUUUUACUCCAUGACGAUAUAACCAUUUGUACUCAAAAGGGUAGGACUUAGAGUACUAAGACUCACAGUUUAUUUUACUCCUUUUAGAUCUUAAAAUAUAGACAAAAUCACGUGAUUCCGUCGACCAAUGAUUUAAUUCCAUAGAUACAAAAUGUUGAACUUCUUUGGUUGAACUACAGCCGCCAGUUUUGUGUGUACAAUCUUUUAAGUCCUAGUAUACUGAAACGCGGAUCCACGUACGAGGAAACUUAUUUGAAAAAAAAACCCGGCACGAGAGGUUAAUAUCCGAAUGGAAUUUAAUGAAAUUUAUAGGCAAAUAUUUGGAUUAGACCCAUUAAAAAAUAUAAAACAAACUUCAAAAACUUGAAUAAGGUUCACGGCACUCUACAAUAUACUCAUUCUUUAAGUAUACUUAAUUUAGGGUUUUUCAUGCGCUUUAAACAUCAGGUUGGAGCCGUGUCAUGAAAUUUGUAAAUCUCUUUUCAAUAUACAUAUAGAAAGUUUUUGAGAAACAACUGGCCCUUCGUCACAAAAAUUACACUUGAAGUACAAGCGUGAAAAAUUUAAUAAAGUCGAUAUUAUCUACUAACAUUGGCUGGAGAAGUAUAAUUUUGUGAUAAUUUUUUCCUAGUUUUUGGGCUUGUGACUGGUUUUGGUUUUAUUGGUUUUCCUAUGGCUACUCCGAACUGUUGAAACAUUUUAUUUAGGAAUGUUUUCUCAUUAUAAGAUUUUAUAUUUACCUUUAUAUGAUUAGUAUGUAGACCGUAUUGUAUAUGCUCCCUAGAAGUAUUUGAUAAAUAAAUAUACUUAAAAAUAAA
Molecule: messenger RNA, 4921 nt
Organism: Cydia strobilella
Lineage: Eukaryota; Metazoa; Arthropoda; Insecta; Lepidoptera; Tortricidae
Exons: 8
Coding region: 284-1237 (317 amino acids)
Molecular function (GO): serine hydrolase activity
Source: RefSeq, a predicted model, not a curated record